This is a messenger RNA of Molossus molossus (Pallas's mastiff bat), 1312 nucleotides long. It is a transcript of the gene TMEM45A, whose product is annotated as transmembrane protein 45A. Bases 156 to 983 code for a protein of 275 amino acids. The transcript is spliced from 6 exons. Lineage: Eukaryota; Metazoa; Chordata; Mammalia; Chiroptera; Molossidae. The record is from RefSeq and is a predicted model, not a curated record.
CGGGGCCAGAUCCCAUCCAACACAAAGUUUAAUUUUCAUGGGGCUCUGGGAUCAAAAGAACAGAAACAGCAACAACAAAAGCUCAGCCGCGGUCUGAUUUAAACUGGCAAAGUGGGAAAAAUAAAGUGUUGAGUAAACAGACCAAGUUGGUAAUCAUGGGGAGUUUCAAAGGUCACGCCCUCCCCGGAACCUUCUUCAUCAUCGUUGGCAUUUGGUGGACUCUAAAGAGCAUUGUGAAGCAUGCCUGCAGAAAGCAUAAGCGGGCUUCCUAUCUUGGUUCCAAAGCACUGUCCCGUCGAAUAGACAUUGUGGAGGGAAUUGUGCUAAUCUGCAUGGCUUUAACUGGUAUGCUUGGGGAACAGUUUAUUGUUGGAGGGCCCCACCUCUCCUUGUAUAACUAUAAGGAAGGCCAGUGGAUCCAACUCCUGGGCUGGCAUCACACCACCAUGUAUUUCUUUUUUGGGCUGUGGGCUGUAACAAGCAUCCUGUGUUCCACCAUCAGUUCACUUCCUACCUCUUUCAGCAAGUUAAUGUUUUCAAAUGCCUUAUUUGUGGAGGCUUUUGUUUUCUACAACCACACUCAUGGCCGGGAGAUACUGGACAUCUUUGUGCACCAGCUGCUGGUCUUGGUCGUCUUUUUGUCAGGCCUGGUCGCCUUCAUCGAGCUCUUCACACGCAACAAUGUAACUGUGGAGCUUCUACGCUCCAGCUUUAUCCUGCUUCAGGGGAGCUGGUUCUGGCAGAUUGGUUUUGUUCUUUAUCCUCCCAGUGGAGGUCCUGCAUGGGAUCUAAUGAAUCAUGAAAACAUUAUGUUUCUCACCAUAUGCUUUUGUUGGCAUUAUGCAUUCAUCUUUAUCAUCAUUGGGGCAAUUUAUGCUUUUGUCAUCUGGUUGGUUAAAUCUCGACUUAACAGGUUCUGCCCCUCAGAAGUUGGACUCCUGAAAAGUGUUGAACGAGAACAAGAGUCAGAAGAAGAGAUGUAAUUUUGAAGGGCAUCUAGUCUUUUGGAUGAACUUUUUCUUUUCUUUUUUUUUUUGCAUUGUUUUGUUCAUGGUUUUGUCUCUUCAUCUUUUGUUUGGCUGAGGAUGAUUCUUGGUAUACUGGUUGUAUUUUGAAUUUUGUUAAAGUAUUUGACUUUCAAUGUUUUAUUUUAAGUUUGAAAAUACUUUGGAUUAUAAGUUUAUUUUGCACAUCAGUCUUGGUAUUCAGGGCCUGGAGUGAAUCUUCCCAGGUCAUCUUAAGUUUGAUGCCCAUGCUAUGGAAAACAUUUGUUUCAUUUGCCUUACAGAUAUGCUCAUGGUUCCUGGGCUUC